Messenger RNA from Macrosiphum euphorbiae (potato aphid), 1452 nucleotides. NCBI's taxonomy places the organism in Eukaryota, Metazoa, Arthropoda, Insecta, Hemiptera, Aphididae. The record is from the annotation of a GenBank genome assembly.
AUGCAGCAGUUGCAUCCUACCGACGAAGAGCCCAUUACAAACAAGCGUAAAUACUUGGCAGACGACCGGAGCGACUCGGGCAAGGAUUUGAAAAAAGCCAAGUUGGAAACUAAAGCACUGAAAGCGAAACGUCCCGGAUUUACCGACGAAAGAUACAACGAGACGUCGUACUAUAUUGAAAACGGUUUGAGAAAAGUUUACCCAUACUAUUUUACAUUCACUACGUUCACCAAGGGCAGAUGGGUAAAUCAAAAUAUACUGGACGUGUUCGCCAGGGAGUUCAGAGCGCAUCCAGCUGAAGAAUACGAACGUUGCAUUAAAUCCGGUUCGUUGACCGUAAAUUAUCAAAAAGUGGACACUCAAUACAAGUUGAAACACAAUGAUCUGCUGGCUAACGUGGUACACAGACAUGAAGUACCGGUGACCAACGAUCCAAUCACGAUCGUGCACAUGGACGACGACAUCGUGGUAGUCAACAAACCCGCAAGCAUUCCGGUUCAUCCGUGCGGUCGUUAUCGGCACAACACUGUGGUGUUCGUGUUGGCCAAGGAGCACAACCUGAGGAAUCUCAGGACCAUUCACCGUCUGGACCGGUUGACCAGCGGUCUGCUCAUGUUCGGCCGGACUCCCAGGUACGCCCGCAUCAUGGAGGCACAAAUCCGCAACAGACAGGUGAACAAACAGUACGUGUGCAGAGUCGAGGGGAGAUUUCCCGAGCAAACAAUCGAGUGCAAUCAUCCUAUUGAAGUGGUCAGCUACAAGAUAGGCGUGUGCAAGGUAUCCAACAAGGGCAAAAACUGUUCGACGACAUUCCAAUUAGUGGGCUACAACGAGAAGACCAACAUCAGUGUGGUAUUGUGCUUCCCACACUCGGGACGCAUGCACCAGAUCAGGGUACACCUUCAAUACUUAGGCUUUCCUGUGAAGAACGACCCACUGUACAAUCACGUGGUGUUCGGGCCAGAAAAAGGCCGCGGUGGCGUCAUCGGCAAGUCAGACGAGCAACUGAUUCACGAUUUGAUAAACAUCCACAACGCCGAAAACUGGUUGGGCAUGGACGGCGACUCGGAACUAAUGCCGAUAUUGAAAGAUGUGGACGUCGUCGACGAAGGAAAAAAAUCACCACCGGGUUUCAAAAAGAACGAAUCGGUGGUGGAACAACAUCAGCACCAGUUGCAAAUAAAGGGCAGACAUACCAAUCAGCUUCAGUUGCAGUACGACAGUGCAAUGAACGUGUCCACGCAGACAGGACAAGACGUGCCGGACAUGGAUUUCGACGCCGAGAAGCUCACCCACGACCCACAUUGCUACGAGUGCCGGGUGAAGUUCAGGGACCCGAAACCAAAAGACCUCAUCAUGUACUUGCAUGCUUGGAAGUACAGCGGGCCUGGAUGGAGUUAUGAAACAGACCUUCCAGUAUGGGCCAACGUCGAAUGGAAGGAACCGGAAUAA